Molecule: messenger RNA, 525 nt
Organism: Suillus subaureus
Lineage: Eukaryota; Fungi; Basidiomycota; Agaricomycetes; Boletales; Suillaceae
Exons: 3
Coding region: 1-525 (174 amino acids)
Source: RefSeq, a predicted model, not a curated record
AUGGCUACCAGGUCUGAAGGGCAGUUCAAAUCAUCAGAGAUGCCCACCAAAAAACCCACUCAGACCACCACCUAUGAUGCUUUAACAUGGAGUCUGCGAGAUCGCCAGAGUCGGCAAACAUUCAACUGUGAUGUUUCAGUAGCAGGGAAUCUCGUGGAAGGUGCACCAUCACCACAUAGCCGCAAGUCACAGUUCCUAUUCUAUGUACCCAUUGCUGCAGCAGGGGACCCACAGGAGGCAGAGAAUUCCCACCUCCAACAACUGCCACUACCACUACCACCACCACCACCACCUCCUCCUCCAUUGUCUCCACCUCCACCACCUCCACCUCCACCAUCCCCUCCAUUGCCACCAGUAGCCACAUCAUCCCUACCUUUAUUAGAAGCAGAUGAUGAAAUGGUUAGGGCGGCAGGGCUGUAUCAAUUUGAUAGUGAUAUUCCGCUGCAUAUCGCACAACACUGGGAUUUGGCUCACCACUGCAUGUGGUCGGAUUGCAUACAACUCGAAUCUGACGAAGAAAUUUAG